CGAGCCAUGGCGGGGCCGGGGCUGCGCCCGGCGGGGCUCGGGCUCUGCCGCCGGCUCUGCGCGGCCCCGCGGGGCCCCGGGCGGGCGGCGUGAGGCGGCACAGCUGCCCCGGUGCCCCCCUCGCCGGGCGGGGGAUGAGAGGCGGCGCUGCGGGGGCUGCGGGAGCGCGCCGGGACCCACCAUGCGGGAGCUGGCGAUCGAGAUCGGCAUACGGGUGCUGCUCUUCGGCGUCUUCGUUUUUACAGAAUUUUUGGAUCCAUUCCAGCGGGUGAUCCAGCCAGAAGAGAUCUGGCUGUAUAAAAAUCCCUUGGUGCAGUCAGACAACAUCCCUACACGUCUCAUGUUUGCAAUUUCGUUCCUCACCCCACUCGCAGUCAUCUUUGUGGUGAAAAUAAUCCGUCGAACAGACAAGACUGAAAUUAAAGAGGCUUUCUUAGCUGUUUCCCUGGCUCUAGCUCUGAAUGGUGUCUGCACAAACACAAUUAAAUUAAUAGUGGGAAGACCGCGUCCCGAUUUCUUUUACCGCUGCUUUCCAGAUGGAGUAAUGAACUCUGAAAUGCACUGCACAGGUGAUCCAGAUCUGGUGUCUGAAGGCAGAAAAAGCUUUCCCAGUAUCCACUCUUCCUUUGCAUUUUCAGGCCUUGGCUUUACCACCUUCUACCUGGCUGGGAAGCUGCACUGCUUCACCGAGAGCGGCCGGGGCAAGAGCUGGAGGCUCUGUGCAGCCAUCCUGCCCCUCUACUGUGCCAUGAUGAUUGCCCUGUCACGGAUGUGUGACUACAAACAUCACUGGCAAGACAGCACUACCCUCCUCUGGGCAACACAGCUUGUCACAAAUCUUACGUCAGCCUGCUGGAUCAGAACUCUGUGAAGAAGGAAGAGCGACCUACAGCAGAUAAUGCUACUGGGCUGCCUCUGGAGGGAAUAACUGAAGGUCCCGUAUGACUUUUGAGAAAUGUGCAGAACGAACUUUUAAAGCCUUCUCACAUUUCCUCCCAGCUGGUCUCUUAACAGUGUUUCUUACUGUGUUUUGGUUUUGGUUUUGGUUUUUCUUUUGUUUCUUUCCUUUUUAUAAAGAGAAGUUAAAUAUUUUAUUUUAAUACCAUAAUAUCUUCAUACUUCUGAAGUUAAUUUUUCAGUUCAUAUUGACUUGUUGUUGCAUUACCUGUUUUCAGUCUACUGCAAACAGAUCUAUUGAGGGAAGGGGAAAGAAUUACAAACAAUCCCCUAUGGAGAAUGGCUAAGAGAGUAAUUUUAAGGAGAUGUGGUUGAGGAUAUAGUAGAUCUGGAAACAGAUUUUUCUGAGCUACUGACUUAACCUUCUACAAAGUUCUGGUCAUCUUCAGCACUCAUAGAUUUUGCUGGGUGGUGAGUACACACAGCACUUUUCACCAGGUGUUCAGCAUCUGUUGGGGCCAGCCAUAUAAUUUGAUAAUUUAGGGCAUCAUCCUUAUGUUUAUCUUGUUGCAUUCUAACAUAAAAAAAAACCAAAACUCCAUAUGUCGGCAAAACUUUGCAUUAAUUGUCAGGCUUCGACAAGGUCAUUCUGAGCUACUAAUGAUAAAGCAGAUGGAAGGUAUGAAGGGUUAAAUGUUUGUAAGAGCCAAGCUUCAUGCAUUAGUAGUUCUUCAGGGUGACUCUCACAUUCAAGAAACUCCAUGCUGUUCAAAUUACCAACUCACAAUAACAUAGAUAUUCACAGGACGGACUAAAAACUUGAUAUUACAUCCUCAGCAAUGUUUUGACAGCUCUUGCAGUAAUUACCACCCAGACAAAGCGAAAGAAAAGAACACCCAUGACAUUCCACAAGCUGAAGUCUUUAAAAGAAAUGUCAUUUAAAAAAAAAAUAAAUCUUAAAACUGGGAGAAUAAGGAAGCACAGAGUUUUGUGUGGCCCUGGUGUGCCACGUCCGUUCUCGUGUAGUGCCUCACCACGGCACUGGCCAUCUACAGAAACGCAGAGAUUUUCAUUUGUGACUUCGAGUGCCUGUGGUGGUUCCAGCGCUGUAACGUGUCCAGAGCAAGGCUGCAGACAGUUUUCUGGGAAGGCUGGCUCGGUGCCUGACUUGAAACUCAACAAAUCCGACCGCUGUUGGUGUGGGGAAGGUUCCCGAGCGUGGGACUUGGGUUAAUUUAUUAGCACUGGGACUCUGUUUUGUUGUGUGUAUGCACUAUGCAGUAUACACCACAUUCCUGUGAAAUGAUGUACCUUUGGAUGGCAGGAUGUCGGAUUCCAGAUGUUUUUUCCCUUAGGUAUCCUGUGAAAAAGCAGGCAAGUGUUCCAGACCCCAUCUUGGCACUCGGAGCUGCUGGUUAAAGAGAUGAAGAUAGCGCUGAUCGACGACCAUUAUUACGGUGCUUUAGACUGGAGGAGACUGCUGCCAUAACUAUAAUUUACGUGUUCCUGUUGGAAUAUGCAUUGGCCUCGUAGGCAUUUUGUGAUUCAAACAGCUCAGUGUCUUCAUGUAAGGCUUGUCAUUUACUUUUCUCAAAGCUAAGCUUUGUAGGUUUGGUUUUUUUUGUUUUUUGUUUUGAGAAGAGCUACUUCCUGAUUGGCAACACUUGAAUUUUUAUAGAAAGCAAGUAAAUUUAGAGUCCCUUUAAAAAUAAACAUAAUGAUUGUGUACAAGAGGAUGCAACCUUGCUAUGUAUAAACUUAUAUGAUAUUUGGAAAUAACUACAAAUAGGAAAUGGCAUUAGGGAACAGAAUGUGCUAGGCAUGAACCCAGAAGUGUUCUGGAGAAAUCAGGCCUGAUCUACUUUAAAACUGAUACCAGUUGGACUCUGUCAGUGAGAGGUGGGAUGUUUUCCUGGCAGUUACAGAAUUCUGAACUCUACAGCGGAGACAUUACCCAAACAUUGCUGGUGAAUAUAAAUUCACAAAACCAGCAUCAGCAAAGCCAAGUUAUUCAGCUUUUGCACUGGAUUUGACAGAACACUCCUCUGGUGUAAUUGAGGUCUAAUUCUAGAAACCCACACAGUCUAGUGGAGGUUUAAUCUUCCUAUGAGGUUUUUAAACCAUCCUACAGAAUUCUGUAACAGAUAUAAUUUUCUAUUGCUUCACAUGGGAGGAUUAAAGAAAGCCCUAGAGGAGGGGGCAGGCUUAGCCAUUAGCUUUUUCUUUCAGCAGGAACCCUAGUCUUCCAGGUUAUAUGCAAAUGUUAAAAAGAAAAAAUAAGUAAAUCUUAAAUCAAAUUAGAAGUUUCAUACUGAUGCAUAGAGCAUUUUGCAUGUUUUUAUAUAGAUCUGGCUUAUUCUCAAAACUGAGUGGGGCCUCCUAAGUGUGCUGUACACAUUCCCAGUGUUUUAAUGGCUUUUGAUACAAACAAGCUGUCUGCUUUGGGCUGGGGGAAGCUUGUACAGCCCUCAGAUGAGGAGUGGAUGUUCAAAGGUUGGGUAUGAAGUGUAACACGGCAUAAAAACUUAAAUGGCAGGAGUAAUUGGUGAAGUUGGAAAAGCAGUAAGGAAUAACACGUUUUAAUGGGAAUAAUUAAAUUGAGAGUCAUAAAACAGGCAGUGUAAAAGCUUUGAUUAAAAUGUAAUUAAAGUUAUGAAGGACUUAAUGGAAUGAAACUCGUGGAGGGAUCUGUAGGUGCCAUAAUCACCAGUGCAAAGUCAGCAUAGGGAAGGCAUUUUUGUGGAUCAGUGUAUUUUAAUCUCAUGCUUUCUCAGUGUGAAGGAAAUGUAAUGUUGUAAUGCACCAAUAAAGCAACACCUGAAUGUGGGUUUGUA
Myiozetetes cayanensis is the source of this 3731-nucleotide messenger RNA. It is a transcript of the gene PLPP4, whose product is annotated as phospholipid phosphatase 4. The record is from RefSeq and is a predicted model, not a curated record. Gene Ontology annotation, biological process: phospholipid metabolic process. NCBI's taxonomy places the organism in Eukaryota, Metazoa, Chordata, Aves, Passeriformes, Tyrannidae. The transcript is spliced from 7 exons. Gene Ontology annotation, molecular function: phosphatidate phosphatase activity. The coding region runs from base 182 to 871 and encodes 229 amino acids.